This is a messenger RNA of Coffea eugenioides, 597 nucleotides long. RefSeq lists its product as uncharacterized. The coding region runs from base 1 to 597 and encodes 198 amino acids. Gene Ontology annotation, biological process: DNA integration. Gene Ontology annotation, molecular function: nucleic acid binding. NCBI's taxonomy places the organism in Eukaryota, Viridiplantae, Streptophyta, Magnoliopsida, Gentianales, Rubiaceae. The transcript has a single exon. The record is from RefSeq and is a predicted model, not a curated record.
AUGGCCUCGAAGUUUUUCUUAAAUGGAGAGGUAUUAUACAAAAGGACCUCAGAUUUGAACCUCUUAAGGUGCGUCGAUGAAGAUGAAGCUCAAUACAUGAUGAAGGAGGUGUAUAGCGGCGUCUGCGGACCCCACAUGAAUGGACAUUUGUUGGUGAAGAAAAUCAUGAGAAUCGGGUAUUUUUUGCUUACAAUGGAACGCGAUUGCAUAGAUUUUGUCCGGAGAUGUAUUAAAUGUCAAAUGCAUGGCGACGUCAUACGCGCUCCUCCUACCGAGUUACAUAGCAUGAUUGCUCCAUGGCCCUGCUCAAUGUGGGGUAUGGACGUGAUUGGCACAAUUGACCCGCCUGCUUCAAAUGUGCAUCGAUUUAUAUUGGUGGCAAUUGAGUACUUCACCAAAUGGGUCGAAGCGGAAUCAUUCAAGCACGUGACAAAGAAGGUGGUGGCGAAUUUCUUAAGAGAUCACAUCAUAUGCAGAUUUGGGGUGCCGGAAACAUUGAUUACAGAUAAUGCCAAGAAUCUCAACAAUGAUAUGGUGGACGGGUUAUGCGAACAAUUCAAAAUCAGACAUCGCAACUCUGCCAUCUAUAGACCGUAG